Arachis ipaensis is the source of this 422-nucleotide messenger RNA. Lineage: Eukaryota; Viridiplantae; Streptophyta; Magnoliopsida; Fabales; Fabaceae. The record is from RefSeq and is a predicted model, not a curated record.
UCGCCAAGGACGAAACGAGAAUAUGGUGGAACCGGCAGCACUUUCAUCUUUAAAAGCAUCGUCAAUGGCGGCAAAGAAGUUCGACGUGAAGGUUGAGGAGCUUCUUGACCGGAUGCUCGCUUGUUUGGCUCUCUGCGAAAUUCCAAGCUUGAAAUCUUGCUCUCCAAGCUCCUCCCUCUUUGUAUCUCCUCCAAUUCCGGUGAUGUUUGCAAAAAGGUUUCAUAGUAGUUCCACUUUCACACUGAUAUUUUCCUCUUUGAUAUGGAUAGGAAAGAAUAAUGGAAAAACAAUUAGUUUGUGGAACUUUUUGAAAUUUUCCUACAUGUUGGAGAUAUCAACUCUCCUGAUGUUAAAGGAAUGUAAGUAUUUUGAAACUUUAAUGUGACACUAAAGUAUAAUAGAAACUCUGAGAAUUGUGCUUA